AUGGGAGACAUUUUCAGUCUUGGAUUUGGUCCUUACCGCUGGAUUUGCUCAUCCGGAAAGCCAUCAGAUUUAUCUAAAACGGACGAAAUCGCAAUUUCUGUAUUAGAAGGAAUUGUCAACGAGGGAAUCUCUGACGCCUCCAAGCAACAGUACCAAGACAAUCUCCGCUGGAUAAAAGAAGCAGACAAGCACAAAUUGGUCGUCGGCUCUCAAGCGCGAAUCUUGUACACUGACAUGAAGGGUCGUUGGAAACUUGCAGAAGCGUUCAAUGAUGCAGUCGCAAAAGGAGUCAUCAGUGCCCCAGUUAUCUUGUCAAGAGAUCACCACGAUGUUUCAGGGACUGACUCGCCUUUCCGCGAAACGAGUAAUAUUUACGAUGGAUCGGGGGUGACAGCCGAUAUGGCAGUGCAAAAUUGUCUAGGAGACGCCGCACGAGGGGCAACCUGGGUGUCGCUGCAUAACGGCGGCGGUGUAGGAUGGGGUGAAGUGAUGAACGGUGGCUUCGGUCAUGUGCUUGACGGUUCGGAAGAACAGAUAAUCAAGGCAAGACGUUUUCUAUCAUGGGAUGUAGCAAACGGUGUAGCAAGACGCUGCUGGUCAGGAAAUGCGCUUGCGAAAAUUGCGAUUCAAGAAGCAAUGGACAAAAAUCCAAAUUUGAUCAUCACGCUACCACAUUAG
Molecule: messenger RNA, 678 nt
Organism: Oikopleura dioica
Lineage: Eukaryota; Metazoa; Chordata; Appendicularia; Copelata; Oikopleuridae
Source: the annotation of a GenBank genome assembly